AAUCGCUUCCAGCCACCGUCAGUUCAUUGAUGGCGAGCGCGCUGCGCAGGCGCAAGUCGUAACCACCACGUCGCCACUCCACUACCACUCGCCGAAGUGCGCGCAACAUGGCGGUCCAACAGUUUGCCGUACUGCCUAUGCUAUUCGCAACCCUCGUCGUGAUAUUUGCUGAGCCAACGCCUGGGAGGAUUCCAAAGGUGUACAAUGCUCUUAUUACAUCAAACCAGAACUUGGAGCCAAGCAAAGCCUUUCCUUUGUACCAACCUGUGCUGCACAAUACUUUCCCGUUCCCACUGCAACCUGUCGUCUAUGGAGAUCUACCAUUAGGAAAUGGUCUACUUCCCAUUGCCACAUUUUCACCUAAGGACACCAAGACCAAAUCUGAAGUAACACCAGCAUCUACACCUGAACCUGCAGCAGGAACAGAAGCUUCCGAAACGGCGAAACCUUCUGAAACGGUGGAAUCAAGUAGCCCCAUGGCAGAAGACGAUAAAGUCACACCAGCCCCACCAUUAGCACCGAAAACACAAUCUCCCAUCCCCUUGAAUGAAUUUGGCUUACCACCUCAAGUCCUUCCCGUCGGACGUUUUAACCCAGCAUAUCAAUUUACUCAACUACCUGCAUUCCCAUAUACAUACCCUGGUCUCAGAUUCUAUGAUCCUUACGAUCCCUUCGGUUUUCGUACGUAUGCUAACUGGCCUCUAUAUCAGCCAUUGACUAAUUUUUUAGGACCAGCUCUUUCUAUACCUAUGGUUAAACCUGAAGCUCCUGCGGCUGCAUCCGCAAAUAGCGACCAAUCUUCAGCAACGCCUCCGCCAGAACCCAGUGAUCUUAACGUCCUUAACUAUUCGGCUAAGGAUCCCGCUAUACCUAACGUUCCACCACCACCGCUGCCGCAAGGAGGACUUAAACCUGACACCGAAUAAACAUAAAAUAUAUUCGUAUAAUUAAUAACUCUUUUUUAUUUUCUUUAAGAAAAUAUUGUACAUAAGUUUAUUGAAUGCUCAUUUCGUCAAAGUUAAGAUUAACUCUAUAAUAAUAUAUGUAAAACUA
This is a messenger RNA of Melitaea cinxia (Glanville fritillary), 1053 nucleotides long. RefSeq names its product proline-rich receptor-like protein kinase PERK12. The record is from RefSeq and is a predicted model, not a curated record. The transcript has 3 exons. NCBI's taxonomy places the organism in Eukaryota, Metazoa, Arthropoda, Insecta, Lepidoptera, Nymphalidae. The coding region runs from base 108 to 926 and encodes 272 amino acids.